Molecule: messenger RNA, 2116 nt
Organism: Pollicipes pollicipes
Lineage: Eukaryota; Metazoa; Arthropoda; Thecostraca; Pollicipedomorpha; Pollicipedidae
Exons: 6
Source: RefSeq, a predicted model, not a curated record
GCCCAUGAAGCAGGUCAUCGCCAUCCCUCAUCACCAAAACGCAGCUGCAAACAUGUUGUACAAACAAGGGCGCGAUGCGUAAAGACACAAAUGGACAAGUGGUGACGAUAUACACAGGGAGCUAGUCAGCUCGGGCAAGUUAUGACCAACAUGGAGAAAACGAAACGCAGAGGUGGGUGGGUACCGGCCGGGGCCGUGUUCACUUGCCGCCGGUACCUGCUGUUCGCCGUGCUGCCCGUGGUGGUGCUCCUCUACUGGGUCAACUCGCAGUACGGCGUCGGCUUUCUGCCCGUUCCGCCCGUGUUACGUCUGGUUCAGCCGCAGCAGGCGCGCGGCCAGUACCUGGUGGACACGCCCACCUGCCGCAUUCCCAACGUGGACCCGUUCGACGCCUCGGUGCGCGAGUUCGCCCGCCCGCCGGAGCCGAUCCUGUGCAACCGCGAGCCGCCGCCGCUCACCUACAGCGACAUCGACUCGGUGUACCUGCUCAGGGAGCGGCAGCACCUGUACGGCGCCAGGCCACCUUUGACUUCAGCAUCCUGCUGUACCCGAGACAUAGACUGGAUCAACGAUCUCAACAGUUCUAUCCCUCGAAACACGAUGGGCAGAGUACGGAGGUCGCCACGGUGCCGGCCGCUCCUGGGCAGCUACACACCAAGCGCCGACGGCGUGGAGGUGACCUGCGCCGUGAACAAGACGAUGGUGUACCGCGACUACUACCACUUCGUGCCGCUGCGGCCGCAGCUGGAGGCGGCGAGUCUGCAGCGACGGCCGCAGGACGUGGCGCCCAACGUGCUGAUCUUCAUGUUCGACUCGCUGUCUCGGCUGCAGUUUCUGCGCUGGUUCCCGCGCUCGCGCCGCUUCCUCAGCGAUCGGAUGGAGGCGUUCGAACUCGGCGGGCUCAACAAGAAUGGCGACAACACCUGGCCGAACCUGGUGCAGAUGUUCACCGGCAUGGAGCAGGCCGAGAUGAAGCGUCAGUGCGCACCGGAUCCCAAGAAGGACCCGCUUGACGGCUGUCCGUUCAUGUGGAAGGAGUUCAAGCAGGCGGGGUACCGCACGGCCAUGGCCGAGGACGCGCCAGGGAUGGGCUCGUUUAAUUACCUCAAACUGGGGUUCCUGAAGCAGCCGACGGACUACUACACGCGGCCCACCAGCCUGCUGUUGGAUGCCAACAUUGCCUACAACAAGCAGCUCAACACGAACCUGUGCGAGGGAACGCGAUACAGCUACUUCUCCACCUUCAAGUAUGCGCUGGAUCUCGGCACGCGUCUGGCGGACCGACCGUACUGGGGUUUCGUCUGUCAGAACGUGUUCUCGCACGACUCAUUCAACAUGCCCUAUUUCCUGGACGAGCCGUACUACAAGGUGCUGGAGUCGCUGUUCAGCAGCGGCGCGCUCAAUAACACCGUCCUGGUCACCAUGGGCGACCACGGCCUGCGCUGGGGCCGCGAGCGGCAGACCUUCAUCGGCGGCCUGGAGGAGCGGCUGCCGUUCAUGAGCCUGUACUUCCCGCGCUGGCUGCGUCGCCGCUACCCAGCCGCCUUCGACAACCUGCGGGUCAACCAGCACCGCCUGAGUACCUUCCGCGACGUACACCGCACGCUGCUGGACCUGCUGCGGCCGGACGAGACGCUGGGCGGCGUCGAUACGCGCGAGGCGGCCGAAAAUGCCUCCAGUGUCAGCCUGUUCCGGCGCAUCUCGCCAUACCGCCGCUGCGACCACGUGCAGGUACCGGACCACUUCUGCACGUGCCUGCGCUCUGAGAAGAUCGCGGCAAGCGACGGACGCGCCACGCUCGCCGCUAAGGCCGUGGUGCGCGAGCUGAACGUGCUGCUGCGCGCGGCCCCGCAGUGCGCGCCGCUGAGGCUCCAGCGCGUGCUCACGGCGCGCAUUGCACAGCCGCUCAAGGGCGAUCCGAAGAAGAGCGCGCCGUUCCUGCGCCAGAUGACGACGGUGCAGCUGCAGACGGCACCGGGCGGGGCACGCCUCGAGGCGACUGUGCUCGGCGACGGCCACGAGCUGCACAUCAGCGGCAGCGUGUCGCGGCUGGACCGGUACGGCCACCUGGCGUGGUGCGUCAAGGACCACCGCCUCGAGAAGUACUGCCACUGCG